Molecule: messenger RNA, 1410 nt
Organism: Scedosporium apiospermum
Lineage: Eukaryota; Fungi; Ascomycota; Sordariomycetes; Microascales; Microascaceae
Product: putative Aldehyde dehydrogenase
Exons: 4
Coding region: 1-1410 (469 amino acids)
Molecular function (GO): aldehyde dehydrogenase (NAD+) activity
Source: RefSeq, a predicted model, not a curated record
AUGACUUACACCUUCUACAACACCAUCAACGGCGAGAACCGCAUCAGAGCCAACGUCCACCGAGGCGUCGACCCCCGCACCGAAAAGGAACUCUGGGAUGCCCCCAUUGCCAGUGUCGAGGACCUUGACGAGGCUGUUGCCGCGGCCGAGAAGGCUUUGAAGACAUGGUCGCGAUCGACGAUAGAGGAGCGGAAGGAGGUUCUUACAAAUAUGGCGGAGAAACUGAAGGAGCAUGCUGCCGAGAUUGAGGAAAUCGUCAAGCUCGAGACGGGGAAAUCUGCACUCAUGGCCCAUAUCGAGGUUGCCAACAGCGCAGGCCAGUGCCUCUACUACGCCGAAAACUACCUCGAGGACGAAGUAGUCCACGAAGACGAUACCGUCAAAAUCGUCCAAACCCACGUCCCCCUCGGCAUCGUCGGCGCCAUCUCCCCCUGGAACUUCCCCCUAAUCCUCAGCAGCCUCAAAGUAAUCUCGUCCCUCAUCACCGGCAACUGCGUCAUCGUCAAGCCCUCCCCCUUCACGCCCUACUCCACCAUGAAGGCCGCCGAGCUCUGGCAACCCCUCCUGCCACCGGGCGUCCUCCAAUGCCUCAACGGCGGGGCGGACCUCGGGGCCGCCAUGACGUCGCACCCGGGUAUCGCCAAGAUUACCUUUACCGGCACCAUCGCGACGGGAAAGCGCGUCAUGGCGAGCUGUGCUAAGACGCUCAAGCGCCUCACGCUCGAGUUGGCGGGGAACGACGCGGCCAUCGUGUGCGAGGACGUGGAUGUUGCCAAGGUCGCAGGGUUGACGGCCGCAGGGGCUUUUUUUAAUGGUGGGCAGGUGUGCGUGGCGACGAAGAGGGUGUAUGUGCAUGAGUCGAUUUAUGAUGAGUUUUUGCAAGAGUAUGUGGAGUAUGUUAAGGGCAAUAUUCUGAUUGCUGAGGAUGCGACCAUGACGACCUUUGUGCCCAUGUCGAACAAGGCGCAGUUUGAUAUUGUGAAGAAUAUCAUCGACGACUGCAAGAAGAAUAACUACAACAUUGUCGAGGGAGGGAAUGUUCGUGACAAGGGAUUCUGGAUCGAACCGACCGUCGUCGCCAAGCCGCCCGAGGAUUCACUCCUUGUGCAAGAGGAGCAGUUUGGCCCUAUCAUCCCCAUCCUCUCGUACAGCGAUAUUGACGACGCGCUGAAGCGAGCCAACCUCGCCAACGCCGGUCUCGGCGCCACGGUCUACUCCAAGGAUCUCAAGCGAGCCGAGGACAUCGCUCGUAGACUCGAGGCCGGGUCCGUAUGGAUUAACGGUCAUGAGAGACCACACCCGGCGGGUUACUUCUCGGGCCUCAAGGAUAGUGGAUACGGAGGAGAGAUGGGCAAGCAGGGACUGCUAUCGUACUCGUACACCAAGACGCUUCACUUCAACAAGGAUUGA